AUACACAAAAAUACAAAGCUACUAAUAACGAAGAAUUGUAUUUGAACGGAACAACGGACAAAGCGACCAAAAGUAUAUAUCAACACUCCGCAACAGGCGAAAAGCACGUCCUUUUCUAUCCUACGUCACCUGACCCAUCUCUGACUUCGGACGAACGGAAGAGCUGGUGCCAAGCGUCAUCUUCGAACAAUAUUCGACCCGAUUAUCAUCACUUAACCAACAACAACUCGGAACAAUCCCAUAGGAUGAAAAAAAAUGAAGACGAGGGUGCAACGUUGCCGGAUCAUCAAUCACGCAUCGAUGCUUCUAGCGAUCCGUCAAUUAUUUUAUCGACCAACAAGUGCCAUCAAGGAAUCCGGAUAGGACUUUUCGGUUGGAGAAAAAAGUGCAUGUACGGUUUCAUUCUAACGUUGCUCUUUAUGGUUAUUGUAAACUUAGCCCUAACGCUAUGGGUACUAAAAGUGAUGGAUUUUUCACCGGACGGCAUGGGUCAUCUCGAAAUAAUACCGGGAGGAUUGAAGCUGAAAGGAAAUGCAUACGUUCUAGAAAAUCUCAUAGCGACUCAAAUUAGAUCUCGAAGGGGUGACCCCGUGGUAGUAGAAUCAAGUAGAAAUGUAACGCUUAAAUCCAGAUCUAGCAAUGGAUACCAUAGCAGUUGGAUUUAUUUAGGCAUGGAUCAGUUCGAGUGUAUGUCAAAUAAUUUCAACAUUCUCGAUGAUAGAGGGUUUUCGCUGUUCUCAGCGGAUCGAAAUGGUAUAACGAUAGGCGCAGACACUCUGAGGGUGACGGGCGAAGGGGGUAGUAGUUUUAGGGGUUCGGUCCAAGCCACUUUAAUUAGAGCUGAGAGCGGCCAUGACUUAAGAUUAGAAUCGCCGACUAGCACUCUUUCCAUAAAAGGUCCCCAAGGCAUUACAUUGGAAUCCAGAGGUGGGCAAAUAGUCUCCCACGCGUUCAACGACAUCAAAUUCGAAACCUUCGGGGGCGCGAUUCACCUUCACUCAUCUGUCGUGGUUCCUCAUUUGCCAACUGCGAAAAUAUCACUUGCGAAUAACGAGAGAAAUUUCAACGUGUUCCAGUUGUGUGCCUGUGAGAGCGGGAAACUUUUCUUAGCUUCGCCGCAUGGAGUAUGUGUCUCAGACAAUGACGACAGCCUAUGUCGAUAAUGUUACCACCUAGAGAAUCAUUUUAAUGUUAAUCUUCAGGUUUUUCUUGCAUAUCCCGUUUAUGUGCGUUUUACUUUACACAUAAGGAAGUAAUAAAAAAGCUCACAACUCAAAAUAUUUUAUAAUUUGAAUUUAUUGAUUUAAUUAUAAUCAUAAGCACUGAUUCGGGUUCGAUCAUAAUUUUCUAUUCAUUUGUUUAUUGGAAAAUAUUCCAAUAUGUAUUGCAUUAAUUACUGCCUAACAUACUUGAAUCUGAUAUUUCAUUUUGAUUUUUGAUUGCUAACAAAUAAUUAUUCUCCUAGACCUAAAUUCUGCGGCAAAUCCGAUUUUUCUGUAAAUUCUCACAGCCAGAAAAUAAAUCUUGAUAUAAUGGUGAAUACGCCUUAAAUUAAAACACUCAAAAUUUGAAGAAUCGGCCACAGGUCUUGAUACGGUUCAUUGUUUACUUAACAAAACCAAUUCAGAUUGACCUUGAGUAGCACCCCCACGUGCAGGGUGUACGAAUAGGAAGACCAGACAGUGUUCUACUGCUGCCUCCGCAUUCUGUGCGAAUGUCCUAACCUCUCGUUUAAGCGACAAGCCAUGAUUGGCGAAUCAUAUCCAUGCCCCACUGUAAUCAGGGAGAGAACUUUGUCAUUACCUACUUGGAGUCACCUGACUUGAUGUAAAACCGAGUGCUCUGUCCAGGAGGAAGCACAAUGGACCUGCCGAGGUCUCCUCCAAUUUAUGUAAAAUUAAUAUUUCUUUUCUAUUUGCAGACAAUUCAUCAUUUUUGGAUGGAUAAUAAUUUACGUGAGGUUCAAACUUUACUCAAAUCCUUCCAAUUUCAUUGACGCUAUGUUUAUUAUUUUUCGAAAUUCAGCCGAAAACCAAAUAUUAAUUCGUUAGAAGUCAGCCAGAUCUGGUUUUUCAAAUUUUGUUAAAUCAAGCCAAAGCUAUAAACUCUAUCAUCGUCACCAUUUUGACAGAUUAUUAUCCUAAUAAAUCAAUGACUCAGCUGAUAUGUGAACCAAAUCUUGAACAACGAAAAUCAGAGAGUAAGGUUCUGAACUAAAUAUCAUUUUCAAGAAAAUAGAUAUUAUUUGCAAAAGUUUUACGGUUUUGGUUUAUUAUCCAAAUAAUUUGCACGCACAUUGACUUGCAAACAGCGAUUAUAGAGCGAAACAUAUAAAUAUGAAUAUAAGUUAUUCAUAUAUUUAUAUACCUUUUUAUUGUUCCGAAGAAAAACCUAAAGAUAUUGACAAUACAUUAUGUACAAAUACAAAUAUUAGAGAGAAGCUUGUAAAAAUAGUGUUACGACAGGGAAGCUGCUUGUGACUUGUUAAAAAUGUUACCUAAUGCUUGUAUAUAGUUUUUUAAUUU
Messenger RNA from Cylas formicarius (sweet potato weevil), 2525 nucleotides. RefSeq names its product gamma-sarcoglycan-like. The record is from RefSeq and is a predicted model, not a curated record. Gene Ontology annotation, biological process: cardiac muscle tissue development; heart contraction. The transcript is spliced from 7 exons. Gene Ontology annotation, cellular component: sarcoglycan complex; sarcolemma. Lineage: Eukaryota; Metazoa; Arthropoda; Insecta; Coleoptera; Brentidae. Bases 246 to 1163 code for a protein of 305 amino acids.